AUGAUAUAUCCUGAGUAUACGGACACUGACGACGUGAAAGCCAUUCAAGGUUUCACCGAAGUUUUGAAGAAGACGCUAAGUUUGACAGUUGAUCAUGGUGAGCUGGAAAAACAGGGCUGCUUAACUGAUGCAGUCAAGGGAGCGCUGAACGACAGCGCAGUUUUCGCGGCACUAAUACCUUCGGAAUACGGCGGUCUCGGUCUGGGAUAUAAAGACCAAGUGAAGAUAUUUGAGGAUCUGAGUCUUGAUUGGAAUAUUUACGCAAAUGUAGUGGCCGUGAAUGCUCUGACAACUACGUUAUUAUUGUACGGAUCAGACAAGUUGAAGGAGAAAUAUUUUCCUCUCAUUAGCAGUGGGAAAUGCCGUCCUGUUGUCGCUUUUGUCGAUAAUUCAAGUUUUAUGAGCAGAGUAUCUGUACCGCCUAUGAGGCACCGAGACAAUUCUUGUGAGGGUUACAGCGUGGCACCCACUCGUAUGGCGCAGGUCCAGCUUCUAUUAUAG
Ostertagia ostertagi is the source of this 501-nucleotide messenger RNA. The record is from the annotation of a GenBank genome assembly. NCBI's taxonomy places the organism in Eukaryota, Metazoa, Nematoda, Chromadorea, Rhabditida, Trichostrongylidae.